Molecule: messenger RNA, 1296 nt
Organism: Microthlaspi erraticum
Lineage: Eukaryota; Viridiplantae; Streptophyta; Magnoliopsida; Brassicales; Brassicaceae
Source: the annotation of a GenBank genome assembly
AUGAAUGCACAGUCUCUCCAUCAUUUUCCCGAAGCCAUCGGCUUCCUCAUUCAGGAAAUCAUACUUGCCUUCAGCUUUAGUCAAAGCUACCUCCAGAGGGUCGUCAAGAAGCAUCAUGGAUGGCCAGAAGAGAAACAUAAAGAGAUGUAUGAGAAGAUGGACACUUUGUUCAGCAAUCUCAACACCAAGUAUGAUGCUGUUGCCACUCAUGUGAAGAAACUAGAGACUCAAGUCACUCAAACUAUGGAAGCUGUUAAGAGACAGGAAGCUGAAUCCAAGAAGUCCUUUUGCAACUCAGCCGCCAUAGAAGAAAGAUUUGAAGACCAAGUUCCAGAAUGGAUGCUUUCAAAACCUACUGUUGAUUGCAUGAUUUGGCCUGAAGAGAAUUACCCAGAGAGAGAGUCCAAUCGAGCUAGAAAGAGAAGACUCUUCCCAAAGAUUAUCCCCAAGACAGAUAACUCAGGAAAGUUUGCUGUGCCUUGUAUCAUCAAAGGUAACAUUCUUGAGCAAUCUUUGUGUGACACAGGAGCCAAUGUGAACAUCAUGUCUAAGAGGAUAGCUGACAAGAUAGGCCUCACCAAGAUAGAGCCAUCAUCCAUCUCCAUCAACUAUGCUGAUUCAUUCUCACAAACCCCCUAUGGCUUUGUGCCUAAUGUGAUGGUGCAGAUUGGAAAUUGCUCUAUCCCUACUGAUUUCCAGAUUGUGGAAAUGAGAGAGAGUAGCCAUAGACCUCUCAUAUUUGGAACCCCUUUCCUGUCUACUGUGGGUGCCAUAUUUGAUUUCCCCAAUCAAAGAAUCUCUUUCAACAAGGUGAACAAGGGUAUGUUCUUCCCUAUGUGUUCAACAAAGAACUCUUUUGUUGACAUGGUCCAAGAGGAGAAAGUUACUUUGAAGCCACCCCAAGAAGGAGAAACUGAAGAAACAAUCAAGGAAGAUCCCAUUCCUAAGCCCAAGCAGCUUGCCAAACAAGCAAGGAGUAAGACUAAGGCCCCUACACCAAAACCGCCCAAGGGAUCAACCAAGAUUGAAGAUGAGGCCAAGCCAAGAAGGAAGGUUAGAAAGCCUAGGUCUGGCCGCAACAUGAAGCUUCUAUUCCCAAAGGAGCUUAUUGAUGAGAAUCUAGAAGGAUUCAAGGAGAAAGUGACAAGAACUCUAAAGCUUUUUCCUAAGGCAGUAGUGCCAAGGGACAUUCAUGGAGAGAUUGUCUAUCCAGCUGUGAAUCACCCACCAGAUACUCAUUGCAAGGAGAAAAGACUUGGAGGAUCAAAGAUGCCUCUUGUCUCCAUCUUCUCCUGA